AUGGCAUCGGAAACAGUGGAUCCCGCGCAAGCUUUCAUGGCGGAGAUAACUGACCGGUUUAAACCGUUGCAUGACAUAACUGCUCGCGGAACAUCCAGUGUGCAGCAGUUUUACAGCGGAGCUACCGUAUUCCUGACUGGAGGAUCAGGACAUAUAGGAAAGCAGUUGAUUGAAAAACUUUUAAGAGCAACAAACGUCUCUAAAGUGUAUAUCUUACUGAGAUGCAAAAAGGGAAAAUCUAUACAACAGAGAUUAGCGGACAUAAUAAAAGAUUCAUUGUAUGACACGGUUCGAGAGCACCUGCCAAAUUUUCCCGACAAAAUAGUUGCUGUGUCUGGAGAUACAUCCGAACUAAAGCUUGGCAUGAGUGAUAAAGACUGGCUCACUCUUACUGAUCAGGUGGACAUAAUAUUCCAUUUGGCUGCAACUACAAGAUUUGAUGAAACUCUCAAGGCAGCAACUUUCAUCAAUAUUCGUGGAACAAGAGAGAUACUUGAAUUAGGCAAGUCUUGCAAAAAAUUAAGAUCUUUUGUUCACGUAUCGACAGUGUACACACAUGCUUGUCCAGAUCGCAUGUACGGUGAAAUAUUGGAAAAAUUCUACCCAAGUCCAAUUAGUCCUAUUACAAUGAUUGGCAUAGCUGAAACUAUGGAUGAAAAAAGAAUAAAUGAUAUUAUAUCAAGUUUGAUAAAAAAAUGGCCUAACACGUAUACGUUUACUAAAGCAGUUUCUGAAGAGCUAGUUAACACAAUGGGUAAAGAUCUACCGAUUUGUGUGGUUAGACCGGCAAUUGUUGCGUGCACAAUACAAGAACCAAGUCCAGGGUGGUUAGAUUCAUCUUGUAUGUAUGGAGCUAGUGGUGUAAUUUUCGCAGCUGGCUUAGGCGUUUUACAUACUUUAUACAUUAACGAUCAAACUAAAAUGGAAGUGGUACCAGUAGACUAUGUAAACAAUACCAUACUUGCUGCUGCAUGGGAGACAGCUAGGACUAAAAGAUCAAUACUAGAAGAAAAUGAAAUAAAAAUUUAUACAGUCGCUCCGUCUACUAGAAAUCCCACUAGUUGGAGUACUUUAAGUGACACUAUGUGUGGAGAACUCAGAAAUAAGUAUGCAACACCAAUGGCGAUUUGCUACUGUUUUGCAUGGUUCACCAAUAAUCUUGUCCUUUUUUGGAUAUAUUCUUGGGUUCUUCAUAUCAUUCCUGCAUACAUUGCGGAUGCAGUUGCUUCUUGUUUUGGAUACACAAGGAGAUUUGCAAAAUUAGCUCAAAAAUUGAAAAAGAUGAGCAUAGCCUUAUCUUACUUUGUGAGAGGUCAGUGGAAUUUUGUGGACCAAAACACAUUGGCACUAUAUGACAGUCUGUCUAAAGAUGACCAGCAAAUCUUCAAUUUCGAUGUAGCGAACAUAAAUUGGCUUGAAUACGUAAUAAUAUGGUGUCUUGGUUUAAGGAAACAUUUUUGCAAGGAUGGUCUUAAAGACACAUUAUACGGGUGCAAAAAACAAGCUAUUUUACGCAUCGUAGCCUUCGUAGUACUACCUUUGAAUGUCACCGGCGACGAUGAGCUGAUGCGGAGCGAGGAGGACCGGGAUGUCGUCUCCUCCUUUUGCAAAGCACUCAUGCUAAGCUAUGGAGGAGGCGGGGAGCGUAGAGAUCUACAUCCUCCUUACAACCCAGUCGUCGUGAAGGACACUUCGGGCGUCAGGGAUGGCGAGACUAUCUUCGGCCACCAUAGACCACUCGAAGUGCAAGAGCAGGAUCAGGCUGGUUUUUAG
This is a messenger RNA of Spodoptera litura, 1773 nucleotides long. NCBI's taxonomy places the organism in Eukaryota, Metazoa, Arthropoda, Insecta, Lepidoptera, Noctuidae. The record is from RefSeq and is a predicted model, not a curated record.